AUGGUGAACCCAAAAAUUUUUUUUUUGCUUUUUUCUCUACUAACUAGUUUUCUAUUUAAGAGACAUUACUAUGCUGCUGAUAUAGCACCAAAAUCCAUAAAAAAACAAAAUUUUUCUUUUAUGAAUACAUAUGACAACCCACACGUUAAGAGAAAUAAACUCAUAAAAUUAAAUAAUUUAAAGUAUAAAAAUACACAAAAACCGAAUAAAAAAGUAAUACGGAAAAGAGGAAUUAGUUUUGUUUCACUUAAUUUAAACAAUAUUUUAGAAUUAAAAUUAAACGACCCAAUAAAUCUAUUAAGCAAUAUUUUCUCAAAAGAAAAAACAAAAUAUCUAUCUAGUUGUUAUGAAGACAAAAAACUUAAAAACAUCGAUAAUUGUAACAGAUUCACAACUUCACAAAAAAUAUGUGAUUCUCCUGUUGAUUUUAACCUCAAUGAUAACUUCUGUAUUAAAGAAGAUAAUGAACUAUCUUUAAAAUGCUUAGUUGACAAUAAAUCUGAAUAUUUAGAAAUAAAUAACAAUCAUGUAGUUCUUGAAUCAGGAGAAAUUUUUGAUUUAAAAAUAAAAAAUGAAUCAUUAUUUGUGCACUCUUCUAUAAUCAUUACAAAAGAUACUUGUUUGGAUAAAAAAAAAUCAAUUAGUCCCGAUUUUAAAUUUUAUUCUCAGAAUACUAUUAAGAAUUUUGGUAAUCCUAUAUUAUACAAAGGAGAAAUAAUUGGCUCUGAAUUUAAAAAUAUUAAAGUAGAAGAUAAUGUUGAAGGUUUAUAUAAUGUAUGCUCAUGCUAUGAGAACUAUCCAUAUUAUUAUAACAAAUGUACAGAUACUAACAAACAUUAUAUUAAUAUCUCAACUAUUCGAGUUGUCAAAAAACUUGUGAAUGAAAUACACUUAUUAUCUGGAAAUAAACUUAUUUUAAAUUUCCAAGCAUAUAGAACACCAUUUCCCUUUAAUAAAGCCUUUAUCAUUGAUAAAGUAAAAUAUUAUAAUUGCAAUAAUAUUAAAGACACUUCAUUUAACCAAAUACAAGAAGCUUUUCAUAAAAAUGAAAAAAAACUUGAGUUUUAUGACGUAUUUUUAUAUGAAAUCGAUGCAAACAAAUAUAACAAUGAUAUUGUUUUUGAAAAACCAGGAACUUAUUUAUUAUGUUACACAUCAAGUGAUAACGGAGUGGAAUAUUCGUCUCUUCUUUCUACAAUUCAUGUUAACGGUUAUGACAUAAACAAAAUAAAUUAUUUAUAUUUAGACUUAAACCCUAUUAAAUUAAAUUUGAAAAAUUAUAUCGUUUUGCACAGAUAUAAAUUAAACGAGAAUUUAGAAGAAGUUUUUUUGAGAAAAAAAGAAAUAAACCGAUGUUCAGGUGAAGAUGUGUCCUAUUCAAAUAAUAUAACAGAAACUAAUAGUGAUAAAAAUAAAGAUAUUAUUUUAGAUAAAAUAUAUAUUUCUGAUAUAAAUUUAAAUGAUUAUGGUCAAAUAUUAGAAAUUUGCUCAAAAAAAAGGAAUGAAUAUUCUUUAAUAGGAUAUGCUAUGGUAAAACAGUAUGUUUUACAUAAUUAUAAGGAUAUAAACCAUUUAUUAGAUUUUAAUAUAGCUCCCGAUGACAUUAGAACGUACACAAUUCAAAGAACAUCAAAUUUCUUAAUAUUUUUCCCAGAAUUAUUAAAUAUUUUUAAUUUAAAUAAUAUAAAUGAUUUGUAUAUAUCAUUUUCAUGCUAUUCAACAAAAAAUGAAAUAAUCUUAACCUAUAAUUAUGAUGAAAACAUGACACCAAUAUUUUUUAAAUAUUUUAAAAUAAGUAAUGCUUCCAGUUCUAUUUUGAACGUUACAGAUGAUGCUGUGCAAUUAUAUGUUUUAAAAAAAAAUUUACAAUCUUUAUAUUUAUAUGAUAUAACACCAGAAAAAGUAAAGGAGAAAAGAAAAAUUAUAAAUAAUAACAUAAAUGAUGUUCAUGUAGAAUUUCUAUUAUCAUAUUAUUUAGAUUAUUCUAAUUUUUUAAAAUGUGAAAAAUGCAUAUCACCUAUUAUGAUGGAACCAAUUUAUGAUGAGAAUAAAAACUUAAAGCAAAUUUUUUUAAUAUCAGCACAUCCUUAUAUAAAAUUAAUGAUAGUCGAUUUAAAUUUUAACAUCACUUAUAAACAUGAUAUAAACGUUGUAAAAAAUUUAAUAACAGAAAUUCGAGGUAUCAAUUUUAGUUUGGAUGUUUUAAAAAAUUCUUCAUUUCUUAUAACAGAUAUUUCAUGUGGAGCUUUAAGAAAUGAAUCAUUAGACUGUUUUUUAAUUGAUCAAUUAAAUAACAGUGUUAUAGCUAUUGAAUACAUUGAACCAAAAAACUUGCUAAUUGUUGUAGACAUUUUUGAAGGAGAAAAUAAAAAUGACUUAAAUCAAGAAAGUAUAAAUCUUUAUAAUGAUUCCGUAUUUAGCCAAUCAAAUACUUUUUUAUACAAACCCCAAAAUAUUGUAAUUUACCCAUAUGAUGAAUCCUAUGUCUUAUUUAUAAGCGACGACAAUUCUAAUGAAAUAAACUUAUUACAUUAUAACAAAUAUAAACUUGAUAACAAUUUAUUAUAUGUAACUAAAAUAAAUAAUACAUACAUUGACGAUGGAAAAAUAGAAAAAAUAUAUAAAUUUUAUGAUCAUAAAGAAUUAAUUAAUAGAAAUAUACUUUUAAUAGUGAAAUAUUAUGAAGGUGAUAUACAAUUUAUGUAUGGUCCAUUGAGAAAUAUCACUAAUAAACUUGAAUUAAAAUAUAAUUAUCCAGAAGUUAUACAAGACGACAACAAAGUGUAUACACUCCAAAUAAAAUCAGACGAAAUAAAAAAAAUGAACUUACUUCAUAAUUUUCAAGUUGAAGUUCACAAUUUAAAUAAAUCGCAAUUUGUCACAAUAGAUAAAUAUGACGGAACUAUUAAUAUUAAAUUAUCAGAGUUUGUUGGUGAUAUAGUUAACUUGACUGCUAAGCUUAAUGGAGUUUUUGUCGAAAUAAAAGUAGACAUGAAUUUUACAGUUAUAUGCGCUGAUGGAAUGAAAGUAUUUAAUAAAAGAUGCGUUCCUUGCCCAAUAGGAUCAUAUAACAACGUUAAUGAAUAUAUUAAAAAUAAUAAUAUAUAUGAGUGUACAUUAUGUCAUGACCAUUCUACCACUAAAGAAGAAGCUUCUACGUCAGUAACUCAGUGUCUUUGUUUACCUGGGUACGAAUUAAACAAUAAUGAUGAAUGUGUGCCAUGCAAACAGGAAACCUGGAAGACUGAACUCUCUAACUCUCCUUGUAUUUUUCAUUGCUACCCUAAUUCAUACAGCACAAUUCAUGGUAGUCGUAGUGAAGAAGAAAGUCAAUGUAAAUGCAAAAAAGGAUAUUAUUUUGUCUCUAAAGACUCUAUAAAUUUCUGUGAAGAAUGUGAUAUAGGUUAUUUUUGCCCCGGUGGAUAUAAAUCAGAUAAAAUAAAAUGCCCAGAAAAUACUACCAAUACAACGCAAAAAAACUUUUCUAUAAAAAGUUGUAAAUGUGACUAUGGAUUUGAACCCUAUGAUUCUACAAAUAUCAUUAAUUACGAUUUUAAAAAUGAUCCUAUUUUCAAUGAUUACAAAGACUUCACAAUAGAUAUAGAAAGUUCCCAAGUAUGUAAACCGUGUAAAGUAGGAUUUUAUAAAAACACAGUUUCGGAAGAAAAAUGUAAAAGUUGCUCUUCAAAUGUAUAUACAGAAGGUACACAAUCCAUUUCAAUAUCUCAAUGUAAAAAAUGCAAAAAAGGUUACUAUUUACAUUCUGAAAAUUCUUGCUUAUUAUGUCCAGAUAAUCAUUAUUGUCCUGGUUUUGAUAAAAUGGAUCCAAAAUAUGCAAUUUAUGAAAAUCAGAAAGUCCCAUGUAAUGGAAAAAAAUUAACAAAACAUCCAAAUAGGUUAAAUGUAUCACAUUUAAGUUGCUUAUGUAAAAAGGGUUAUGAAUUUGUAAAAAUGGAUGAUAAUGAAUUCGACUGUUUAGAAGUAUCUAAAAAUUAUUAUAAACCAGAACUUAGCAAUACUGAGAAGAAACCUUGCCCAAAAAACAGUAUUACUCUAUAUACAAAAACAAAAAGUAUAGAUAAAUGUUUAUGUAUGAUAGGUUAUUACUGGGAAUUAAAUGAAUAUAAAUGUAUUAAGUGCCCCAAAGGAUACUACUGCCCUGGUGGAUAUUUAAAAGACUGUUUCGAAAAGAAUACUUUACAUUUAUGUAGACCAAAAAAAACAAAAUGUCCUAUAAAACACUCGACAACUCAAGGUGAAGAAUCUUUUAGCGAAUCAAGUUGCUUCUGUGAUAAAGGAUACACAAUAAAUAAAGAAAAAUUAAAUGAAUGUAUUCCAUGCCCAGUUAAUACAUACAAAGAUGCUAUAUCAAAUGCAGAAUGUAAUAUGUGUUUAACACCAUAUACAACAGAUGGACAAAUAGGGAGUACGAAAGAAGAAGAUUGUACAUGUUCAGGAGGUUAUUACUUCUUUAAUCAUUGCUUACCAUGUAGCGAUAAGAACACUUAUUGCAAAGGUGGGAAAAUGAUAGUGAACAACAAAAGCAAAACUAUUCAUUAUGCUCCAUCAAAAUGCCCACCGAAUACUACGGUAUCAUUUGAGGCAGAACGUCCAUUUAAUAAAAGUUUUUGCGUUUGUAAAAAGGGUUUUAAGCAUGUAUAUACUUCUCCAUAUAGAUUAACAAAAAUUUGUGCACCUUGCGAACGUGGGUUUUUUAAGACUAUGAUUGGUGAUUUUGCCUGUGAAUCUAAGUGUAAACCUAACUCAACUAGUUUUGUUGGAACUAUGCAUGAAGCUCAUUGCUUUUGCUUAGAAAAUUAUUAUUUUAAAAAUGGGGUUUGCUUAAGCUGUCCUGAUGGUGCUUAUUGCAAAGGGGGUUUUGAAGAAGAAACUUUAUUAAUUAUGAAAAAAAAUGAAAAUUAUUUAGAUCCAUCAAAAAUUAAGCAUGUAAUGCCUGUUCCUAAAGAAAAUUAUGCACUUUACAGAUUAAAGACAAAUAUAUACAACUCUAAUUGGUUUAUUGUAGAAUGCCCAAUUAAAGAAGCAUGCCUAUACGACGAAAAGUGUCAUGAAUCAAUGACUAAUUUUUUAUGUGGAGAGUGCAAAAAAGGAUAUACAAAUAAUUUUUCUAAAUUAAAUUUAUGUAUAAAGUGUAGUGGAAAUAUAAUAAAUAUUUUACAUAUGAUUUUUGUUUGUGCUUUUGUUUUAUUAUUUACUGUUAUUAUGGCAUACUUAAAUGUUUUCACAGGUACAAAUAGAAAAUCUGUCCAUUCUAUUGUUAUUAAAAUUGCAGUUAAUUAUUUCUCUUGUAUGAAAAUUUUUUAUGUUAUGGGUACAAGCGAAAUAUAUUUUCCCAUUAAUUUCUCUUCACACGCUAAUUAUAUAAUUACAAAUAUAAAAAAAUUAUUAAAAGCAAAAAAAAAUUAUGGCCCAUAUUGCAUUUUAACAAAUUAUUUUGCUUUAUCGCAUGCAGAUGCUUAUUUCUAUGGAAUGGUUUUUUAUGCUUUUAGGCCUAUUUUACUUGCAAUUGUUCUAACAAUUUUAAUGUUCCUUGUUGUAGAAAUAUAUAAACAUAGAGUUAGAAAUGAAACAAAAUUAAAAUUAAAAGUAAUAGAUAAAAUUAAAGAACUAGGAAAUAAUAAAUUAUAUGAAGAAAUAAUGCAAGAAUUACCAUCAGAAAGAGCUUUAGUAUUAUUUAGAUAUUUAACUAUACCUGGAGAUUCAAAGUUUAAAAGAAUAAGAAAUUUCCUUGAAGACAUGACUCCUAUGUACGUUACACUAUUAUUUUUUAUUCAUACUAAAACUACUCUGUCUAUGCUGACUUUGUUAGAUUGUAAAGCAAUUUACUACAAUGAUAAGUUUGUAGAGCAAUACAUGAGUUAUGUACCAAGUGUAAAAUGUGAUUUAUCUAAAAAUUACGCAAAAUUUUUCAUAUUAGGUAUUAGUGGAUUAAUAGUCUGGGGAAUUGGUAUUCCAUUAAUGUCUUACUUAGUGUUAUAUAAAAAUAGAAAGCAAUUACAUUCUGAAAAUAUUCUGCUUAAAUAUGGAUUUUUAAAUAAUGGUUUUAAUUUUCAAUUUUGGUAUUGGGAAUCAGCUGUGUUUUUAAGGAAAAUUUUAGUUUUAUUAAUAUCAACUGUUCCUAUAUUUAAAACAGCUAAAAUAUUUGGUACUACUAUGUGGUUGUUUACUAUUAUUUCAUCUUUCUUUCUUACCUUACAGUUAAUACUUCAGCCGUUUGACUCAAGAAAUUACCAUAUUUUAAAUAAAUUAGAAACUUAUAGCAUGGUUUCUUGGACAAUUACCCUAAUGAUUUUUGUUUUUUUGACAAUAUCAAAUUGUACUGCAACAAUAAAUUUCUAUAUAUUAUUAUUUUUAUUAUUUUUUAAUUUUAUAUUUAUAGCUAAAAUUUUGAUAUCUCUUUGUUAUUCAUAUAUCGAAAAUUUAAGACAUAUAAAAAAAAUGAUUAAACUUCCGUUUAUAGGAAAAUUUUUUGAAAAAAUAUCAAAAAUAUCUGAAGAAAAAUAUUAUAAAGAACCUAUAGUUUCUUUAAAUACAUAUGAUAAUUCUAUUAAAUUAACUAGAAAAUAUAAAGGACCAAUUUUAUUCAACAAAAAAAUGUUAACGAAUGAAGAAAAAAAUUAUUUUCUCGACGUUUUAUCAAAUCUCAUAUACUUCGGUGUAUUAAAUUUAAAAUUUUCUAUUUUUCACUCAUAUUUUAUGGAAUUUAUUCUAAGAUUAUCAAUAAUUGAUCAUGAAAUGUUUUACAAAAAAGGAAAAAAUGGAAUUUUGAAAUUAGUAACUAAAAACUCGAAGAACAUUGAUGAAUGGGUAAAAAUUAAGGAAGAUGAAUUAAAAAAAAGAACAUUUUUUCAAAAACAUAAAAAAAUAUUGAAUUUAUUUACGAAAAAUUCAUUUAUUAUUCAAAAUAACAAAAGAACAGUUAUAUAUAAAAGAGACAGGCAUACAAUAAUGUCUGAUUAUGAAGCAUUGAUUAAUGUACUAAAAUACGAUAAAGAUUUUAUAACUGAUUUUAAAUUUUUGUAUGAUGAAGGCACAGUUAAAUCAGGAUUAAUCCUUUCUGAUUUACAGUUAUCUUUUACCAAAAUCAAAAUGAAAGAUAAAGAAUUAAUUAUGCAAUUAUUUUCAUUAUUUAUUGCAAAAAAGAAUAUUGUACAAUUUGAAAGAGAUAUCCACCUUAAGAAUAAAGUUGAACAGCUUAAAAUGUUAUAUGAAAUUCUUAUUACGGCUAAUGAAAAAAAAAAAAUUACGUUUAGAAAAAAUGUUGAGAAUGCUGUUAAAGGAGAUCCAUUUGAUCAUAUACCAUUAGAAAAUGAAUUAAUAUUGCUAAAUAAUAGAAUUAAUAACCUAGUUAAUGAUUAUCAAAGGUUAAAAAAUGUUGGUUACUAUGAAGGUAAGUAUAAUCCUGAUGAUUAUAUGAGUCUAAAUAAUGAUUCUGAAUUUUUUAACAGCAAAUUAGUAGAACUCGGUUUUAAAGUAGAUAAUGAUGAUGAUGUGAGUAAAAAUAUUGAAAAAAAAAAUGAAAAUAAGGGAAGUAAAGAAAAAUAUCACAAAAAAAACGAAAAUAUCAGAGAAAAUGAGAAAAAAAAAUGCAUAGAAAAUAAUAUAGAAAAUAAAAACAGUAAUGAUGAAAAGAAAAAUUAA
Molecule: messenger RNA, 7662 nt
Organism: Plasmodium gallinaceum
Lineage: Eukaryota; Apicomplexa; Aconoidasida; Haemosporida; Plasmodiidae
Gene: CRMP2
Product: cysteine repeat modular protein 2, putative
Exons: 7
Coding region: 1-7662 (2553 amino acids)
Source: RefSeq, a predicted model, not a curated record